UUUUUUGGGCAACUCUGGAAACAAGUUUUUUUUUUAUGGAUUGCUGUUGUUGUCUGGACUUUCAUAGGAAGUGCAGGGUGUGGACUCAUUUCUACAUUAAACAAUGAUUUUAUUUUCGUUUGCAGUUGGAAAUUAGCUUUUUUCGACUGCUAUGAUCUAAGUGUCUAUUUCAGCUCCCGGGGUGUUUGCAAUUGACAGGGGCAGCUGAACUGCACAGAACGCUCAUCAACUCUGCAAAGGGCUGCAAAUUAUUGUCUGCUUGCAAUCUACUUGCAUCUUUAUAUGGACGUGCUUCUUAACGAGAUUUACAUAUCCCAGGGUCAUGAGUCAGAAGACGGCAUCAGCAUAUUUUGUAUCUAUCUCCUUCUGUCCUCAUUUGUAAUCUCAUCUCUUAUUUAUUUAUUGUUUUUGACCAUUUGUUUUUUCAACGUGGAGAGAUCUCCGUGUUUGUAUGAGUCUUGAUUACCAUGAAUCAGCAGCCUCAGCAGAAGGCUUCACAUAAAAGGACAGGAAAAAAGAUUCGUUUUUUUAAUGAACCACAAGGCCUUCAGGUGUCAAACAAAGAGCCUCAGUUAAAAGAGCAACAGUUUUAUGACGCGACGGGUAGGUUGCCAAGCUCCCAGGCUUCAGACUUUUCCAAAUCGGACAGUUUUACUUCUGCGCCUUCCAACAUGUUGAAUUCUGCUAUGUACACACAGGCCAUAGCUGACACAAUGAGGAUGAAUCAGCAUCAAGUUCCUGGCAAGUGGAGUUUACCAGAAAGGACUGAUGCCUCUUGGCAAUCGCAGCCUGCAGGUAUAUGGACUCGAAAUGCAGGCGGAUAUGGGGUCACAAUGCCUUCCUAUUACAAUCCCCAUGAGACCAUAAAGAGGAAUCAGGACAAGGGGGUAGGAAUGUCUCAGUUAGACAUGUACGGUGAUGCUAUCCAGCAAAUGAUGUCUCAGAAAGCUCAUCUGGGGCAGCAUACAUUUGCCCGGCAGCAGGCCCAUCUAAACUCUCUUUUUCAAGCUCAGCAGCAGCAACAACAACAACAGCAGCAGCAGCAAAAUCAGCACCUGUCUUUGCAGCCUUUUCAGAUGGCAUUCGGGCAUCAGAAACCGGCACUUUUCCAUGUUUUUCCUGAAGCACCGUCAAAUGUUGCUUACGCAAAUCAACAGAAACAGCAGACAGCUCUACCUCAAAUGCAAGUGUUUGAGAAUUUCUAUCCUGCGCAGCAGCCGCAACAGCAAACGGCUUAUAACAUUCAGCAAGCAGUUGCAAUGAGCCAGUCUCAUGGGGUAGCACAGCAAAAUAUGCACGGGAUGAGCCAGUCACAGCUUGCUCAUACGACGGAGGAAUACAUGAAGGCUUAUGCAGAGCAGAACCAGCAGCCUGUGCUGCCUAAAACACAGAUACCAUUACCAAGGCGCUCGCGUAGACUUUCCAAAGAAGGGCUCCCUCCAGUACCUCCCUCAGAGGUCAGCCAGACUACUAAUGUGGUGGAACGGAGGACUAACCCAUAUGUGCAGCAUUCAUAUGAGCCUGCAAUGCAACAUCCAGCAGAAACCCAUGAACAGUACAAGAGUGGAUAUGCUCAUCUACAGAGGGAGGCUCAGGUGGCUACUCAAGAAAGCAACUAUGGAAGCCACGCAGAACUAGAAAAAGCUUCAAUGCAUCAAAAUGGCAGAAUGCAGGAGGCACACAUUGUGACUGAGCAAAAUGAGACUGCAGGUGGCGCUAUCACAGGAGGAGUGAUUCAGACAACACGAAGAAGACGCAGGAUAUCCCAGGAAGCCAAUUUAUUAACACUGGCACAGAAGGCAGUAGAAUUGGCUUCCCUUGAAAUCGCUAAGGAUGCCAGUGCUGCAGGAGACAAGAAGAAUAACCAAACUUCCAAAAGCGCUGCAGACUUUGCGGGUGGUUCACCCAGCAAGCGACCUAAGGGAGAGGGGGAUUUAAGACCUCUUGUAAUGCCAGUGUCUGUACCAGUGAAAAUGGGUGUAGGGAAAGAAAAGGCUGAAAAUGGAAGAACACAGAUUGCCGUCGUGCCUGACAGAGACUGUGCAACAGCUAAGCCUUCUGUUAUAGUGACCCGGCACAGAGCCGGCCACACAGGAAUCCCCGAACCGUCAUUACAGGCUAAUGAAACCUCACCACCUUCUGAAGGAGAAGCCAUAUCCCGGAAACCCAAGCAACGACCAAGACCAGAGCCUCUGUUCAUCCCUCCCAAAGCUGGCACUUUCAUUGUUCCUGUCUUAUACUCUAACAUUACCCCAUACCAAAGCCACCUUCGUUCACCUGUACGACUUCCUGAUCACCCAUGUGACCGAAACUUUGAGCUGCCACCCUACACACCUCCUCCUAUACUUAGCCCUGUUCGUGAGGGUUCUGGACUUUACUUCAAUACCAUCAUAUCUGCCAGUGGGCAUUCUAUGCCUCCACCAAUCACUCCUAAGAGCUCCACACGAACUCUACUGAGGUCCACUAGCAUUGAGGAAAUGCCACCUUUACUUACAGCUGUGGGAGAAGCAACCCCAGUUAGCAUAGAACCGCGAAUUAACAUUGGUUCGCGAUUCCAGGCAGAAAUUCCAAAUCUCCGAGACAGAUCCUUAGUGGCUGGAGAUAAGCACAAAGCCGACCUGGUGUGGUUUCCCUGGGAAGAUUCAGGAAGCUGCCAUGGUAAAGUGGAAGAGUUGCUCACUGCAGCAUGUUCCAGUAUCGUUCCUGGAGGAGGCACCAAUCAAGAGCUGGCGCUUCAUUACCUUCAUGAGUCAAAGGGCAACAUAUUGGUCACUUUAACUAAGCUGCUUCUUAAUAAGCCAAGACGGAAAAGGGACCAUCCUCUUGCUGACUAUCAUUACUCUGGCUCCGAUAAGUGGACUGUUUCUGAGAAGAGGCUCUUUAAUAAAGGAAUGGCUAUCUACAAGAAAGAUUUCCUGCUGGUUCAGAAGCUGAUUAAGACAAAAACAGUGGCUCAGUGUGUGGAGUUUUACUAUGCCUACAAAAAGCAGGUGAAAAUUGGACGGAAUGGAAUUUUAAUUUUUGGAGAUAUGGAGGCUGAAACGGAUGAGAAAAUUCCGAGAGAGGAUUCAGAAGUGGAUAUAAAGAGUUCUCAACGCCUUGUACCAGUUAUCCCUCCCAGAAGAGACGCAUUGAGAGAGGAAACUUCAGAUUUGGAUGUUGCUGUAAAGGAGGAAGAGGAGGAGCAGGAGAUUCAAACGAAACAGGAAGUGGAGAGGAAAGAGGAGAAGGUGCAGAUGACACAGGCUUCUCCCCCAUCAAAGGUUACUCAGACUCUACAGGCCACUGACACUGUGAACAAUAUCCUUCUACUACAAAAACAGGAGCCUGAAACAAAGGUGACAGACAACACACCAAAGCCCAGGGGAAGACGGCCACGGAAGAAAUUUCCUCCUGAUGGAGCAAAGAAACCUGAGGUUUUAAACAAACCUUCAGAGCAAGAGGGCAGUUUCCCAUGUAAAAAGUGUGGCAGGGUAUUCCUCAAAGUGAAAAGUCGCAGUGCACACAUGAAGAGCCAUUCGGAGCAAGAGAAAAAAGCUGCUGCGCAGAAGCAAAAUGAGAUGGCGGCGGCACAGGCAGAAGCCGCGUUACAGGCGAGUCUGCAGCGCAGAGAGAGCUCUGACAGCAGCAGCAGUAGCGAGAGUGACAGCUCCAGUUGCAGCAACAGCUGUGACAGUUCAGAUGAUGGAGAGAUAUAACCCACAUACUCUGAUCGUUGGGCAGUGAGGCUGGAUCCUCGCUUUCUUUCUCAUACUUUUAAUCUUGUAGGGCUGAAAUUUUGAUUUAUUUGUUCGGUGUAACUUUCUCGGUGAGAAUCAACCUUUGUGGAUAAUUUAAGUGGACUAAGGAAUUUAUAUCUUUUUAAGUUAAAGUAUAAAUAUUUAUUAGGGAACCUGUACUUUGAAAAAGAAACCAAUGUUUUUUUCUAUUCUACGUAUGUGCCUGUAAAGAUUACCAAUAAUGAACAAAAUCUGCAAUUUACAAACUCUUGUCAUUACUAGAGGGAGAAAAAAGAGAUUGUAACCAUAUAGAGAAAUCCUUCUCUAAUACCAUUUUUUUUAUCACAUUUCUUUAUUAACACUUUCCGUCAUGAACGCAGUAUAUUUUGCACAGGAUUAAUAUUGUUUUACCACAAAUUUUGUAUGGAGUUUCCUGCAUACCAUUUAAAGAAUUCACUUUAAAGUGUUUCAAGAAGUUGUAUUAUAUAUUAAAAUAAAAAAAGUCUGUAUUUUUAUGGUCACCAUCUUUGGUGUUGCAAAGAGGGGCUUGCAGUAAAUGACAUAUAUUUCGCAUUCUUGAUUUCUUAUUAAUGGAUUCAAUUAAAAUGCAACCCCAGCAUAGGGUAUGGGGAGAAUAUAAUGCAAAUUAAAAGAUGUGUACAUAGAAUGUGUAUUAUAUAAAUAUAUUUUCUGUUUUGUAAAAAAAAAAAAACUUUUUAUGCAUAGUUGACAAUCUGUAUCUGAAAGAUUUUGGUAGUGUGUAACCAAUAUUCUGAAAUGUUAACUGCCUUAUAUAUAUAUAUAUAUAUUUUAUUUUUUUUGUCACUUUGAUAUGAGCGCAUGAAUUUGAGUAUUUUUAUAGGCAGUUACUGUGACAAAUUAACCUAAAUGCAGUAUUUUAACAGGUUUGGUUCUAUUAACAUUUGUAACUUCCAAAAGCAAUGUGACUUAUCCGCCAAGAGAAGAGUGCAAGCUCUUUAUAAACCCUGCUUUGCCAAGGUAUCGUGUAAGCCAGACAUCCUCAAACUUGGCCCUCCAGAGGUUUUGGAGCUACAUUUCCCAUGAUGCUCGGCCAGCAUAUCAGCUGGCUGAGCAUCAUGGGAAAUGUAGUUCAAAAACCUCUGGAGGGCCAAGUUUGAGGAUGUCUGGUGUAAGCCAACCAUCACUUUUAGCUGAUAAAGACACUACAGACAGCUGUAGAUUGUAGGCCCCUCAAGAUCCCUAUGGACUGAACCGUUGAAUUUGAAUCAGUUAGAACUAUGUUUGAGGGCAAACAAUAGCUAGAUUGAUUUAGACUUCUGAGCAUUAAGGGCAAAUACAGAAUAGAAUGUUGGAUUCAAAUCUGUAUACUGUUUGCUGCUUCAAUUUGUUAUCUGAAUUAUUUUUUUAUGGCUUCUUUAAAAAUGUGUUCACUAUCAUAAAAUAUGUAGAAAGUUUGA
Bombina bombina (fire-bellied toad) is the source of this 5158-nucleotide messenger RNA. RefSeq names its product mitotic deacetylase associated SANT domain protein (gene MIDEAS). The transcript is spliced from 13 exons. The coding region runs from base 468 to 3698 and encodes 1076 amino acids. Gene Ontology annotation, molecular function: transcription corepressor activity. The record is from RefSeq and is a predicted model, not a curated record. Lineage: Eukaryota; Metazoa; Chordata; Amphibia; Anura; Bombinatoridae. Gene Ontology annotation, biological process: regulation of transcription by RNA polymerase II; negative regulation of DNA-templated transcription. Gene Ontology annotation, cellular component: transcription regulator complex; histone deacetylase complex.